UUGGGGGCUGGGACUAGUGUUGUUGAUGGAGACGCCAUUUUGUUGUCGGUCUGGGAAUUGUAAUCCUAUAGAAUUUUGCACAAUUUGUUUGUUAAUGUAUCCACGAGCAUUUGCUGAAAAAAGACAUCGACAAAAGCAGAGCAAUGGACGAUUUUGUUGCAUGGAAAUACGCACUAACCUUCUGGCCAGAUCAUUAAUUAUGGAUCGAAAGGAUUUGCUUUUUGUUGGUUUGUAAGCCGCGACUUUGGAAACCAUGAAGUUUUAUUUCAGUCAAUUGCCCAUAUCACCUUGAAAUGCGCAACGUGAAAUUCACAAUUAAGUGAAUGAUCAUAUCGGACAAUAACUUUAAAAACGAGAUAUUACUAUGGUGUUGUUUUUAAGCAAGAGGAGAGUAAAUUUGAGCGUUUUGUCAUAUUGAUAGUACACUUACGUUAGUUGUGAAAGCAAAAAAUUCGACCUAAAGUAAACAAUGGAAAUGGAUGAAUAUAUGUCGUCAAGGACUCAGUAUCUCGAAGCUCUGCGUAUUGUCUGUAGAAUUCCUUGCAUAUAAAAUAGAACGAUUUAAUUAAAUACACAGCCAUGCCAAUCUCAGCUUCGCAUAUGAAUGGUGUACAUCGCAGCCGGCUGCCUGUCCCUCAAAGCAGCACCUCAUCGAAUUCCCCAUCAAAUCUUAAAAGAACAAAUGAUGAAUUAAGACAGCAUGUAUCUAGACUAAAAGCUGAGCUAGAUGUUGAAAGGGCAAAGUCAAGGCAGAUACAUCGGGAUAAAGUUGCUGACAUUAAAAAGCUUAAAGAUGAAUAUGACAAGGAAAAGUUUAUUGUUCAAGGUUCUGUUGUUGAUAAAAUGAAAGGUGAACAUGAAUUUGAGAUGAAGAAAUUAAGAGAAACUUUACAAAAGGAGAAGGAGAUUGAAAUCAAACAAAUCUUGAGGUUUAAGGAUGAAGAACUACGGACUACAAAAAAGAUGAUGGCAGAGGAUAAAGAGUUCUCACUUAAGGAGCAAGAUGAUCGUUUAAAAAGGGAGCUGGGUAGUAAAGCUAAGGAUGGUAAUAAUGAAACCGAGAAUAAGCUAAGACAAGAACUGAAUGAAUGUAGGAGACAAAAAGUACAUAUUGAAGAGGCCCUUAAGCAAAAGUCUGCUUCUGAAGCUGAAAAAAGUGAUAUUAUUAGAAAAUUAAAAGAAGAACAUGAGAAAGAAAACCAAAGAGUUAUAAGAGAUGCAAGAAUACAGAUUGCAAGAAAUGUCCAAGAACUUAAAAAUGCACAGAAAGCAUUGAAUGAAAAAGAGCAAGAGAUUUCAAAAAGGGAAUUAGAUCUGACAAGGCUAGAAGAGCUCAAAGAUCAGUUAUCAGAGAAGAUAAGAAGUGAACAUAUCGAGAAUGGAGUAACUAAAACUGAUAAAGAAUUACAGCUAAGAAAUGCAGAAUUAAAAAGGAAUUUAGAUGAAGUAUCUAAGAAGUUAUCAUUAAUAGAGAAAGAAUCUUUAUUAAAAAGAACUGACAUGAAAGAUGUUGAGUCAUCGCCAAGAUCAGAUUCUCGUGUCAAAGAGCUUAAAAAGAGGAAUGGAGAACUGGUAAACUUAGCAAAGAAACUGGAAGAGAAAGCUAAAAGACUUCAGGAAGAAUUGAGAGAUCUGAAAUCAAAAGAACCUGGAGUGAAAACAUCUUCAUCAGAUGCAGUUGAAUCAUUUAAGAAGUCUUUCACAAUGCAACGAGCAAGAGACUUAGCUGAAAAUGCUAAAAAUCUGAUGGCCAAAGACAAAGAAAUAACCCAGCUAAAAGGAAAAAUAGCAACUCUUGAAGAACAAUUGAGGCAAAAGGUAGAGGAUGUCUCUGAAACAGAGAAAUUAGAAACCAUCAUUCAUCAAAUUGAAAAAGAAAAACUCAAGCUUGAAAAGCAACUUUCUGUUAAAAUGUCUUAUGAGGAGAAACAACAAUCAGCAAAAAGGAAAGAAGAAAAUGUGCUGAGAGAUGAACUUGAAAGUAUAAAAAUUGAGAAAGAACAGCUCGAAGAACUUGUGGAUGUCCAAAGGACUAAAGCUAAGAAACACAAAAUUGAGAUAGAGGAUCUGAAAGAAAGAGGAAAGCAAUGUGAUCAUUUACUUGAAAUAUUGAAAGAGAGAAACGAAGAGUGUGACGCUUUGACCAAAGAUUUGCAGUUAAAAGGAGCAGAGUUACUAGAACUUAAAGAGCUUCUUGAAGUUUCUGAGAAGAAGCGGAAAAAUUUGGAAACUGAAGUUGAGAAACACAAGCUAAUGGCAACUAACCUGCAAGACAAACUCAAUGAACAAAGCCAGAAAAUAGUUGAUCUUGAAGAUCUGCAAAACGAAUACGAAGUUUUAAAACAGCGCCUCUCAAAUGCUGAAAAUCAGUGUCACGUGAUGCAAGAUCAAGUGGAAGAUUUCCAGGAAAAAAUAGCAAGCUACAAGAAGAUUGAGCAGCAAUUGAAAGACCAGGAAGAGAAAUGCAAGGUCUGGGAACGAGAUUAUGAUUACGCGGUAGAGCAAAUUAACAAGCGGAAUAAAGAGAUCACAGAGUUACACGAGACCCAACGAAACAUGAAAGAAAACUACGAAGAUGAGAUCGGGUCGCUUAGGGCUGAGAUAUCUCGUCUUGAAGACAUCUGUGUUGAUUUAGAAAGCAAGGAAAGUGAUUAUAAAAUGAUGCUCGAGGCAAAGAAAGGCAUAAGCGAAAGCAGAAAAUCUACCAACCAUGUUUACGUACAAACAUCACGACCGCAAACGCCUGUUAAAAGCGAUGACCGCUUGGUAACUGAAGAUUUUGCUCCUGAUGUAGAAACAGCAUUUGUGACCGAAGCAGGUCUAGAAGAAUUUGAUGAUUUUAUCAUCCCAACAAAUACGAAACAAAACAAACCGCCUCUGGAGUCAGAGCCAGAUAAUUCAUUAAAAUGCGAGGACGAUAUUUUGGAUGUUGCGUCAUCAAGAAUAGCCGCUUUGGCCGCCAUGUCUAGUAGUGAAGGGGAUUUUAGUCGUGAAGAUCAGCCGAUUGAUGUUCACUUCAGUGACGAUGAUGAAUUGAAUGGAUUUGAUAAUUAUGGGGUAAAGCAAAAACCGGACCGAUCCAAAAAUAAGAUGGUGACACAGAAUGGUUUAGCCGACACUGGUGAUACAUCAGAUGAGCUUUCGCUGUCUCUGGAUGAAUUCAGUGAUGGUGAAGAGGAAGAAGUCCUACCACAUGAUAACGAAAUGCCAAAAGGAACUGCCAAGACACGUGGCAAAGAACGUACUGCUUCUAAGAAGCGUUUGAACUUCCAAGAAAAACAGAGCAGCGACAGUUCUGUUUUUGGACCAAUCACGCCCCAGGCGUCCGUCGAUUCAUUAGCUGAUAACGAUGCACAGGGUGUCAAUAGCAAUGUUGAAAAUGAUCUGUCAGAAAAUAAAGUUGAGAAACUGUCUGUUUUUAUUGCAAAGUACACAUAUGACCCAUUGCAACAUUCACCAAACGAAGAUCCCAGUCUGGAGUUGGCAUUAGAAGCUGGCGAUUAUGUUUAUAUUUUUGGCGAUGCAGAUGAGGAUGGUUUUUAUACGGGUGAACUUGCAAAUGGUCAUCGUGGAUUGGUGCCUUCAAAUUUUGUUGAAAAGAUAACAGAUGAAGGCCAAUUGUUCCCAAUAGCAAAUGGUCAUGAAGCUUAUCCUGGAGAUGAAAGUGAUGAAGAUCUUACUGAAGUAACUUGGCCACUCUCUAUGGUGGAAACUCCUAGAGCUCUCGUUGAAGAUCAACCCAUUGAUGCUGAAUACCUAAAGAUGACUCCCAGGCCUAUGUCAGUACCAGUAGUUGGUGAUAUUUUCAAAGGAGAGACUAGUGGUGAGAGUGAGGAUGAAUUUUUCAAGAAAAAAGGUCUACCGCCACCAAGAAAGCUUAAAUUAGAAAGACAACUUAAUAACAGCAUAGUAAUAAGUUGGUUAGCGCCGGAGAAUGUCGGGGAAGACGAAAUUCGAGGCUAUUCCAUCAAAGCAGACGGACAAUUAAAGGAGACUGUGAUUGGUUCAGACAAAACAAAAGCUAUUGUUUCUGAUGUAGCUCGUGACAAGGUUCAUCGAAUAACCGUUCACUGUUUUGAUAAGAACGAGAAAGAAUCUCCUGGAUCCGUUGCUGCGAUAACUGUAGGCAGAGGAGCAAGCGCAAUACCAACUGAUCUACGGGUUUCCAACUCAUCUGCAACAACAGCUGAUUUGGAGUGGGCGUGUGGCAACAGUUCCAUGAUGCAUGCAGUGUACUUGGAUGGAAAAGAAAUUCACGUCUUGAAGCCUGGUGUUGACAGAUUUAAGCUUACAAGCCUCAUUCCUGAUCAUGAGUACGAGGUCAGCGUUGAGGCCAGAGCGACUGUUGAUCAGCGUAAGAUAAAGAAAGUUGGCACUGUGAUGUCAAAUGGUUUGAUAUUCAGGACAACUAAAGGAGCUCCACCAGAACCUCCGUUGAAUGUUCACGCAAGAGUCAUCCGAAAGUCAGCCAGCCAUGAAGCGACUUCCGUUAAUGUAUCAUGGCUCCCCGUCACAAUAACAGAAACAGAUGCUGCCAAAUCGCCUAUCGUCAAAGGCUACAUGAUUUAUAUGAACGAUCAUGAAGCCCUGUUUAUCGACCAGCCAACAGUUGAUCAUGCAAAAAUACAAGCUAAGGAUCUUGCUGCCAUCCUUAAAGACUCAAAAGUGGAAUACAUUGAGCUCUGGGUCAAAACAGUGUCUAUAUUUGGCGAGUCAGCUGUAUCAAAUGUUGUUAUUUUGCCAGUGGAUAAGUUUCUAUACAAAGAGAUAUAUAACAAGGAAAGAGCAAAGGCUCCAGAGCCAAACAAAAAGGUUCCCAAGGCUUUAGGAGCUACCGAUACAGUGGCUGAAAAGCAGAAAGCUGACGUUUCAAAGACAGGCCAGAAGAUCGAUGAUGUAAAUGCUGAAGUUAAAGUGAAACCGACAGUGAUUCGAUAUGACGUAGUUGAUAGUGAAGAUUCAGACAGUGAAGAAGAUGACUCUGAUGAGGAGGCUCCUCCUGAUUUUCAUUCUAGCAAGGAGAUCGACAGUACAAAGCCUAUGGAUGAUCAGCUGGAACCAGCUCCUCCUGUUCCAACGACAGAAAUUCCUUCAAAGUCAGUGGAUGGAAAUCCGCCUGACAAUCUGAUUCUGCCAAGCAUUCCGAUGCCGGAUUAUCCCAGUGCCAAUUCGAAAAAAGAUGAACAGGAUACCGUGACCAUUCCGGAAGCUGACUAUCCGGAUGCCGUUGAAGUGAAGCCGAGGAAGCACUUUGCUCUUGAAGAACUCUUGUCCAGCUCCGAUUCUGAACUUUCCGCGAUCGAAGAAGAGACAGUCGAAGAGUUGCUUGAGUACGACAAAGAUGGAAGUCCUAUUAAUGGUACACAGAGAACAUACAGUCUGUCGAAAGGAGAAGGAGGUCACGCGUCGCCAGCCAACAAAACAUUUAGUUUUCAUUCAGAAGAGGAGAAAAAUGAAACAUACGACGUGGAAGAGAAGAACGGCAAAGCUUCGGAGAAAUUUUCGGAAAAGAAGAGUACAUUUACAUCAAAGGACACGUUGACAUUUGACUCAGAUGAUGUUGUUGAUAUUCUUGAGAAGGACAUUGUUGAAGGUGUGCCCGAGUUGCCUCUUGACUUGGAGAAAGAUGACAUCGACAAAGCUGAAAGUAAACAGAAUGAUAGAAAAUAUAAAGAAAACAAGGGAUUAGCAACAGUUGCUAGUAUUCCAGUAACGGAUUUAUCUGAUUUGUCUAACGAUGUUGAGAAUAUUAAACCCGAAGGCGCCAAGGCAAUAAACAUCAAAGUAGGGCCUAUCUUAUCAGAAAAUGUUAACGCUAACUCAAUGCAUGUGCAGCCAAAUGUUUGUGAUAAGGACGAUGAUCUACCAGCAAAGGAGACACCCGCUCAGACCAACGAUCAUGAAAACAUAAACACACUGCCUGUGAGGCGGAAAUGGGUCCAAAACAACUCAGAUCCAUCGUCGAACAUUGAAUUUGCCAAGGGGGAUAAUUCAUUAGAAAUCGCCAGUGCUGAUCAUGGGAGCUUAGAUGACUCUAGACAACUGGCUUUAGAAGAUAAAAUUGUAGCAGACGAGCAGGAGAAUAAUGUUAGAAAUGGUUUUGACUUGAGCGCUAGUCAAGUUGGUAUCCAGAACCAAUCAUCUCCUUUGCAUCAAAACAAGGAUAUUGAUAUUUUAGAAGGCAAAAAAGAAAGUACUUAUCGGAACAGUACACCUACAGGAGGGUCGACUCAGGCAAACGAAGUGUCAGUUGAAGUAGAAGAACCGAAGUCGAUGGGGCAGGUUGUCUCGGAAGGAGAAAAUGCCGAAGAUGACGAGCUAGACAUUGACAACUUUGACGAUGAACCGAUUAAGAUUCCAUCAACUUCGGUUCACGAUUUGUACACUUUAAACGCUGUAGAUAGUUUUGAUGAAUCAAUCUUAGACUCAGAGACAGAAUAUAAGCCAGACUUUAUACCAACCGGCGUUGAGAGUAUCCCUAACACGGAGCAUGAAAACAACGGAACUGAAAAGCGUUCAGAAGAGCCCGCUGGGUCAUUUACAGAGGAACCUGCAAUGAAUAACAAUGUUUUUAGUGGGGUUCCUAUUGAUAAAAGCAUUCAUAAAGCAGAACCUGUUUCCAGUUCACAGGACGACAAGUUAAAAGACAAUAAUGUGAAUGGGAUCGAUGAGGUUUCGGGUGAAGACACGCGUACAAACCACGUGGAAGAUAAAACAAUUGUGAAAAAUGUGCGGGUUUUUGUUGCAUUGUUUUCUUAUGACCCAAUAACAAUGUCUCCAAACACAGAUGGCGUGGACGAAGAAUUGCCUUUUACCGAGGGCGACUUAAUCAAAGUUUUCGGCGAUUGUGACGAGGACGGUUUUUACUAUGGCGAACUGCACGAAAAGCGAGGAUUUGUACCGAGUAACAUGGUGCAGGAAGUGAGUCUGGGUGAUUUUGGAAAUUCGUUUCACAUACCGCCACCGCCUUCUGCAGAUAUCACAGGGGAUUCAGAAGAUCAAAUUUCAGAGGAACGCGAACAUCGACGCCAAAGCCAAUCACACUCGGCUACAGUUAAUCAAGACAAGACCGAUACGUCAGAUAAUAAGGGCGCCAGAAAAGAGUCUGGUGGUACUUCAGAAGGAAAACUGACAAAGGAAUCCGGCCAGGAAGCGAAGCAAGAAGAUACAAAAAUGGAAGACAUUUUCGCAAGAAUCGAAAAUAUUGAACUUGAGGAAAAGGAGAAAGAUUAUCGUUACAUAUCUGAAAGAGACAGCAUAUACUGCCUUCCUCCGCGAAGGAUGAUUGCGCUAUACGAUUAUGACCCGGCUGUAUCAUCACCUAAUGUCGAUUCAGAGGUCGAGCUUCCGUUCAACAAGGGGGAUAUCCUCCUCGUGUUUGGAGACAUGGAUGAAGAUGGGUUCUUUGCCGCCCAAAGUAGUGGUGAACGAGGUUUGGUACCGAGUAAUUUCUUAGAGAACUGCCCAGUUCCUUCCGAUUCAGAAGAAUUUGAAAUAAAUAUGGGAGCAACAAGUCCAAGUUUUCAGAGUUCGAGUCGAAAAUCGUCAGCUGCAUCAAUCAGUGGUGCAAGUCCUGUCGACAGUCCGAAAACGAAGAAAAAGAAAGGAUUUUUAGCAAAAGGAAAGAAAAUAUUCUCGAAACUCAAAGGGAAAUAGUUGCAUUCUACUCCCAAUAGAACCUCAAGUUACCAGGGAUGCUUAAAUUGGGAAACAAAGAAAUACUAUUCAUGAUAGAGCAUCAAAUAGCAGAUGACCGAAUUGCAUUGCUACCAAGUCAGAGAGAUCUUGGUAAAAGAUAUCUCCGUCCGUUCGUUAACUGUUCAUAAUAUUUGUGAGGACCUUUAAUCAUAUAAUAUCUUUUUAUCAUGUACAUUGAAAAUUUGUAGAAAAGAAAGUCUUUGAAUUUUCUAGCCAUUGUAUUUCAGGCAGAUUUGGAUAAUUUGGGUAAUGACAUAGUAAAAUUGGUAUGUUUACAGUUAAGUUUGUGUAGGGGCAUUUUUAUAUCAGAAAAUACGAAACAGUUCUCUACUUCGGAUUUCAACAGACUAAUCAACCUAAGGGUAAACUUUCCAUUCAUAUUUCACGGAAAAUCAGCGGGAAACACUUUCUAAUAGAUGUUUUACUGGAAUAUUUUCCUUUAUUUUAGCCAGGUUUUGUUGCCAUAAUUACAUCGAUAAAUUUUUAAUAGGCGUUAUUUUCGAGGUACAAUUUGCUUGUGAUCUUUUCUGUUGGACGUGAAAUUGAGUACAGCCAUUAGUUAAGUAGAAUACAGAGAAGGUUGAAAUACAGCAGCAGCUUUUACAGUAUGCAUUGUUUCCUUAUUUUAAAGUCCUAAGACACACACAUGGCAAGGGUAUUUGAGUUUACGUAAGGAUUAGAAAUGAAGCCAUGAUUAUAAUGAAUCAUGAUAUGUAACCGUGGAAAGUUUAUCCUUGUCUUAGUAUUUGGAAAGACAAAGCACCUGAACAAUAGAUCUUACAAGCUUUUCAAAGAAGCAUGUUUAGAGGGAAGAGAUCCUGUUGUACAUUAGAAACAGAGUUGCCCAUAUUUUCUUGAAAUUUUGGAUAAGCAGUCAGUAUCUUGUACACGGGUUUGUUUGUUAACGCCAAAAUAAUGUAGUGUAUUGUCUAGAGGUUUUAUUGUAUAAAAUUUGAGCUAUUUGCCACUAGCAUCGUUUUAAGCUUAGUCGGUACCUCAUUCCGCGCAGCCUCGCAAUAGCUAUUCUUAGUCGUUUUUGUAUUGAUGGUUGUCAGCUCCAUUCAAGUGUACUCCAGACAACGAUUCUGGUUGUGUACCUGCAAUAAAGGAAAUGUACUUUAUGGAAUACAACCCAUCAGAUACUUAGAUGAGGUAUAUGAAGUAGUCAUAGAUCUCGAUUCCCGUUGCCUCACUCUCACCUAGUUUCCAAGUUGGACAUUUUUAAGCCUUCUCCCUUCCUGUAAUUAAAGUUAGCAGUUUUUUUUUCAGUCCAACCAAACCUCAAAGGUGCACUUCUUAAUAAGGCUUCCGCUUGAAGUUAAAACGGACAGGCUUGUACAAACUGACUACGUAAUAAUUGUCAAGGCCUGCACUGAAUUUCCUUAUAACUCCUUUUACAUGUCUUUAAUGCUGGCAACCAUCAACAUUUUGUGUCAGUUCCCGAGCUGAUAAUGUUACCAAGAGACGAGGGUUAACUUUAUUUAACAUAUAAAUAUAAUCUUAAUAUGACACUUUUUACCAAAAAUAGGUAAAUAUAGAUAAAAAGAUGUUUUAUGGCGUUCAGAGAAGUUGUAUUGUGUACUUUAAAUUGCAUUGUAAAUGUUAUCCCUUAAUGUAAGAAUUCUCGUCAUGAUAUAUAUGCACGAUAUGCAGAUAGUGUGAAGCACAAAAA
Molecule: messenger RNA, 9370 nt
Organism: Rhopilema esculentum
Lineage: Eukaryota; Metazoa; Cnidaria; Scyphozoa; Rhizostomeae; Rhizostomatidae
Biological process (GO): neuromuscular synaptic transmission
Molecular function (GO): protein binding
Source: RefSeq, a predicted model, not a curated record